This is a messenger RNA of Lethenteron reissneri (Far Eastern brook lamprey), 6962 nucleotides long. RefSeq lists its product as uncharacterized. The record is from RefSeq and is a predicted model, not a curated record. Gene Ontology annotation, cellular component: cytoplasm. Gene Ontology annotation, molecular function: glycosyltransferase activity. NCBI's taxonomy places the organism in Eukaryota, Metazoa, Chordata, Hyperoartia, Petromyzontiformes, Petromyzontidae.
GGACGUUAUUCACGGGUUUAGGUUAUAACUGGCUAUGAUGCCCCCCUUUCUGCCUGCCAAUGUUAGCAGCUACUGUAUUCUCGACUCUCUGAGUCAUAUUCACUAACGCAGCUUCUCUCUCCCCCUGCCACCGAUUAUAUUUCUAUGCCCCAACCCUCUCUCUCCCCCUGCCGCCGGUCUCCCCUUGUCACACACGCAGCCCCUUUCUUAUCUAUGCCCCACCAAUGACGACACCACCACGUUUAAUAACCCCACUGUUUAUUUAAACCACUGUCAUCGUAUGUACAUUUUCAUAAUUGUUGUAAAGCGCCUUAGAUUAAAGGCACUAUUUAAGUAUAUAAGGUCAUUUAUGUUGAUCUCUGGGUGUCUUGGUUAUUGUUUUACUUUGACGUUUGUGUGUCGUUGUGUUUGUUAUUGAUGUUAUUUAAUUGUCCGUGUGUCUCUUGAUCUAUUCAAACAUUUCGUGCUACGUAUGUUGAACUUCUUUCGCGCCGUACGAAGCCAACCGUGCUAAUCAGAGGCGCUAGGAAAGGACAGCAAACUAAACACAAAAAACUGUUCUGCAGAAAUUAGUUUUCAAUCUAGAUUAUUUAAAAGCGCAUAGCUCCGAGUGGCUUCCUAAUAUCGGAAGGAAAGAGUGUUCCAGACGGCCGCUAGAUGCGGUGAUCACCAUCAUUGUUCGAUGGCUAGCAGGCGAAAGUCACUGCUGCUUCUGCGAGGAUGACUGGAAUUCACGUGGUUUAUUCACCUUGAGAUCAGCAGUGAGGUGAACGUGGAAGCAUUGGACACAAUCACUGCUGCACAGUUUGAUGCCAAGUCACCGACCAUCGCUACAAAGCAGAUGUGGAAGUUGUUGAAUGACGGCAGUCCCGCAAACCGCCGCCCGAUGCAACGCACUGCGAGAAAACUAAAACUCGGGAUCGCAAUGACCAAGCUGGUCACCAUGCGCGUGCUGCACGGCCACAAGAGGAUGCUGUUCCCCGUAUUGCUGCUUCUUUUGGCCAUGGCCGUCCUGGUGGUGCUCAUCCUCGGCUCCGCCCCCCCACUGAUUCUGCCCCGCCCCCUCAUGGCCUCCUUGACCCCGCCACCCCGUGGCCUCCUCAGCCCUGCCCCCAUGGGGCGGCACGCUCGAGCUGACGUGCGGCUGCACAAGGUGGGCACGUCGCGCGUCCUCGCCUUCUCGGCGUAUCUGGACACGCGCGGCGAUGGGCAGCCCCUCCUCCGUGUCUUCGCCCUCGCUCCCCGUGGCCCGCCGUGGCUGUGGCCAUGGCAGUGGUCGUGGCCAUGGCGGUGGCCGCGGUGGCGGUGGUGGUCAUUUGGGAAGGCGAGCUGCAGGAUGUUCUACGGUGAUGCCGAGCCCAGGCGCGCCAUCUCUGUGGCCGCCACACCAAAAAUGCCGAGCAACCAUUACAACUUUGAGUUCGCAGUCUUCAACUUCCUGUGCCGCGUGCCCAAGGGGGAGGCCCUCCCGAGCCACGUGGCGUUGGUGAUGGACGAGGAAGGUGGCGCCUCAUCAACUUCCUCCAUCUUCUCCUCGGUGCUGAUGCCGGUGCAGAACCGGGAGCCCUCCCCACCUCGGCACCACUUCGGGGUCUGCCUCCCCACCCUCUUCGGCGGCUUCAGCGACGCGCUGCUCCUCGUGCAGAGUAUGGAGUUGUACCGCCUGUUGGGCGCCGGCUUCGUCACCGUCUACAACACGAGCGUGAGCCCACAGGUGGACGCGCUGCUGCGCCACUACGCACGCUCGGGCUUCAUGGACGUGCAGCAGUGGCCAAUCACCGACUUCCUGAAUCCGUCCACUGGCUGGGACAUCAAUGUGAACCCGGGUGACCUGCACUACUAUGGGCAGAUCGCCACCCUGAACGACUGCCUGUACAGGAACAUGUACCGGGCGCGGUACUUGGCCAUGCAUGACCUGGAUGAGAUCAUCAUCCCCAGGGAGUGGCCCAACUGGCCCAAAAUGAUGGAGGCCCUGUCGAAGCAUGGCGCGUCUGCCUACUACUUCCGCAUGCACAACUUCCCGGUGGCAGAGACUGCGACGCGGGUCUCGAGCUCGGGCCUCCGGGUGCAUGGCACCGACAUCUUGGGCCACGUGGACAAGGUGACGUACCCACCCGGCGACGUGGCCUCCAAGGUGCUGCUGCAGCCCCGUGGCAUCGAGUUCCACGACGUGCACCGCGUGCUGGCGCUAAGGCCGGGCCACGGUCUCAGGCGGGUGCCGGACUCGCAGGCGACAGUGCAGCACUACAAGCGCUGGCGGAAGGAUUGGAACUUCCCAAGCCAUGCUGAGCUUACGCGUGACAUGAACCUGCUCAGAUACGCGGGGGACAUCGAGCGUGCCGUGAAGCGCACCCUCGAUGCCAUCGGUGAUGACAUCUCUACUGAGCUGAGCUGAGAGAAGUUCCCCCCCCCCCCCAACUCCAUGGGCCCUGCCUGCGGCCUGUAUCGGGGGACCUGCGUGGUGGUGUUCGUGAUGCUGUUGAGACGCAGGUGGGGCGGGGAACUUCUGUGCUGAGGUUCGAAUUGGACUCGUAAACACCCUUUUGGUGCGUGCCAAAGAGUUGUCACUAAACCGUACAUGACUGCACUAGUUUGGGUACGAGAGGGGGAUCUUUACAGAGAGCACUCGGGGCACCUUUGCCACUUGCAAGGGCAUCUUUAUUCACACCGUUGCCGCUCCCGUCUCUUGCCCUGUUUGUUCCCAAUCUUCUCUGUCUCUCAAUUCUAUUUGUAGUCAUUCUCCCUCCUUGGACCGCUCCACUUGAAUAAACUUCCCCUGUACAUUCAGCAGAGACCCCAUUGUUAACCCCCUUCCGUUCCUCUCUUAUAGGCUCUUCGCUUCUCCAUCGCUCAUUCUCUUCAUCUUCUUCACUCCCCACGCCCCUCCACUCCUUUCCAUCCCUCCCCUAUACCCAUUUUGUGAUCCCCAAGUACCCCUCUGUCGCUGUCGCUCAUUCCUCAAUCCUUGUAGCACGCCCACUGUCAAAUACAUCAUUCCAUUCUGUAAUUGACUUGUAAACUACAGUAGUUCCUCGGUUAAUGGUUUUUCGGCUAACGUUUCGCCUCCCAUUAGACCCCCAUGGUUUCCACUAACGUUACAAAUUUUGAUGUAAUGGUAUGUUUACGUUUUGCACGCGUGCACCAAUUUUGGCCAACCCGAGCGCUCGCAAGUGUGAUUGAGCCGUGCUCUCAGCCAAUCAGUGACACCCAUUUAUGAGCGUUUAGACCUCGACUGGCUUUGUUCACAUUACGUUCUCUGUUUUGGCAGUGGAAACAGCUCUAGCAGACGCAGUGAUUUUUUCUUCUUCUAUUUUUCAGCUCAUAAGUUAAUUCGAUUAACGGUUAUUCCGUUAACAGUAGUUUUCGUGGAACAGAUUGAGAACGUUAACCCGAGAGAAGACUGUAUAUCAACGCUUUGAGUGAAGGCGCUCGAUGUAAAUAUAAAUUCGGUUCGGUGAAUGAAUGUGAAUAUAAAAAAUUAACCCGUAAAAACAAAGUAUUUCACUAUAAAUCCUUUAUAUGCGUGGCAUCGGUUUUAUUUUAUCAUUCAUUUCUGUUUUUCUUGAGUAAGAGUUUCAUUUUUAUCACAUUGGUAUUUCAAAUAAAAUAUAAAAAAAAAAAAAUUUCCUAAAAAGUGGAAAAUUUUGGAAAAAAAUUUUCACGAAAAGAAAUUGUCACGCACAACGAGUCUGUGUGCAAAAUGUCAGCUCGAUUUGAUCACGGGAAGUGGGUUAAAAAACGACCGAAAGAUUUGCACGGUCGUAAGCGCGCAAGCAAGUGAACUUAAUAUAAAGGAUUUAAAAAAACCCGGGUUUGGCUCACAGCGAGUGGGAACAGAGACCUGGAACACUCGUGCAGAUGGAAGGUUGUUGCCUGUGGUCGUGGAAACAUUGAGCCAUUACGCCUGCCAGUGACAUUGUCGUAUGGACGUUUGUCGAAGACUCAACCUGACACAAAUCGCCAGGCGGUCCAAACCGACUUUGCAGUGACAACAGCAGCAGUAGCAUUAUUGUUGUGUUCAUUCAAUCUAACGAUGCAGAGUAAACAUCAAGGGAACUUUGCAUGGGUAACUCUGUUGGGUCGCGGCAUGCUUGGAAAGUUACACUGUUAGUUAUGUUGGGUUGGUAAGCAGUCUCAUGCAGACUUUGUGAGAUUGAGAUCAUCUCCGCCAAGUCACUGAUGCCAACCGCACCUCGUUAUUGCUUCCUAGUGCAAGACAUGGUGGUGAGAUGCGCGUGGAUUUUUCCACGGGCGCUCCGUUUCUUCCCCUCCACAAUUAGAAACGCGCGUUUAGAUUAUUUGGCUGCCAUAAAUUCCCACGUGAUGAUAAGUGACUUCGUUGCGCCAUCACUUGUGAUAGCUAGGCCGCUUUUGAAAAUUAGUUAUAUAGCUCAGUGGGCCGUAGCUGGUAAAAUAUAGAUAUUAUUUUAAGGAGUUUAUUGUGAUAAAUUUUUUAUUGUGUGUGCUUUUUCGUUUUUUUACCAUUUCUUAAUUUAUUUAUUUUUAGAUUUUGCUUGAUAGUACGUAGUAGGGUUUUAAUUUGCUCAGUAUGUUGGGUUUGUUUUCACGCAGUACGUAGGUAAUAUCAAGCAGUUGGUGAGAUUAACUACCCUCACCUGGUAUGCAGGAGGUCGUGGGUUCAAUCCCACUCAUAACGCCUGCUGUAUAUUUGGAUUGUAAAUGUUGUCCCCGUGGUCGUGUGGAUUGUUCUCUGGGUCCUCCGAUUUUUGGCCUCCAAAUUUUAAUCAAUCAAACUCCACCCGCGGUUGUAAAGAUAUGCAACUACUGUAUUAAAGAGGCGAUCACGUGGAUUUCGGAUUAACCGGGGCACUUAUUUACUCGGUUCAAGCACAUGACUUGUAAUUAACAAGAAGAACAAUGUAUAACUGUCUUUAGAUGAUUAAAUUUGGCUUAAGGGACAAUUCAUGCGUUAUUAAUUUAUGUCAAAAUCUCUACUGUCUAUAUAUCGUUCCAUGUUAUUACCAUACGUUUAGCCAGGUAGGAACUCACGAGACCAGGAUCGAGUCUCAAGGUCCACCUGAAAGGAACCUCACUGCAGAAAUAUAGACUGAGGGCAUCACUAACACCCGGAUUGCGAGCACAUCAGCUCCAACCUCGUCUCCCACCUCUGCAUUGCAGGAGUAUAGUAGAAUGAACUCAAGAGUACAGUACACAAUACCGAUGUUAUUAUACAUUUUGUUUUUAUAUCUGUGAAACAAUGUUUACCAUCUGUAUUAUUAUCAUCGUCACUAUUACCUAUACCCCAAUGAAACCCUCAUAUUUUGAAUCUAGAUUUGAAGUUUUCGUGACUGCAGGGAUCCAUACUCUUUGGUUCUUUUAGUAAAGUCAUGUAGGUAUAAAAUAAAUUAAAUUAAAUCACGACGUUUCGGGCGCAACACAAGCGUCUGUCGUCAGGUGGGACAACCACAGCAAGAACAAUUGCUGAAGUGGGCAAAAGCGCUGCUGUAACAAGAGGCUAUAUAGGCAAGAGAGGGGGGGGGGGCAAGGGGGGAGAGAUAGAGAGGGGGGUGUGGAGUAGAGGGAGGGGAGUGCUGCGAGAACGUUUAGAGGACGAGCAGAAACAAGUAUAACCCGUAAAAACAACGUUUUUCACUAAAUCCUUUAUAUGCGUGGCGGCUAGAGUCCUCUCGUCCUCUGGCUUGAGAUGGCUGCCACAUAUGGGUCAGAUGAUUGUCUGCCACCAUUAAGCAAUUGGUAAUUAAAUAUUUAAUUUGUUUUCCCUAAACAGUGUAAAAUUUUUGCAUUUUUUUUUCACGAAAAUUAAUUGUCACACAAAAUGAGUCUGUGUGGAAAAUGUCAGCUCGAUUGGAUCACGGGAAGUGGGUAAAAAACGAGCGAAAGAUUUGCACGGUCGUAAGCAAGCAAGCACGCACGCAAGCAAGCAAGCGAACUUAAUAUAAAGGAUUUAAAAAGAGGGAUUAAAGAGCAAGCACGGCAAAAUGCCGGGGGGGGGGGGGGGGGGAGUGAGCGGGGCUGGGAGUAGGAGGCUAAUAACUGUUUAUCCUCAUAUAUUGCUCAUGAAAGAAAUAACGCUGUCGAGAAUGCAUCCCCAUAUAUACGAUGGUACUAGCGCCUAGUGCAGCGGUCGGGAACCUAUGGCUCGCGAGCCAUAUAUGCCUCUUCCGGUGACGGCAUAUGGCUCCCAGACAAUUUUGAGUUGAAAAAAAGAAUAAAAAAAAAAUCAGUUUGGAACUGAUUUUAAAAUACUUGUGAUAUUGCUUAAUAAUACUGUGUCAUUUUAAAGUAAACAGAAAUUAGUUUUGAAGAUAAAAUUUCUCGGGUCACGGCACCCGUGACCAGAAGUCACAUUAAAAGUAAGGCAUUUUUAAUUUAGUAUACGUUAAAAAUACUAUAUGACUCUCAAUGAAAUAUAUUUAGAAAUAUUUGGCUUUUAUGGCUCUCCCAGUCAAAAAGGUUCCCGACCCCUGGCCUAGUCGUUGAGUGCUCACUUCUCCAGGAACAACGCGUUUUGAGUGCUAAGCCGAGAACUGCCUCUAUUCGGUACGCGAUGGCGGUUAUCACCAACAAUGUUGCACGCACAGCGACCCUUACAAAUGUAAGGAUUAACGUCGGAUAAGGAUAAACAGUUGUAGGUUUGCACAGCUUCCGUGUCUCUUCAGUGAGUAAAUGUUUCUUUUUACAGGUUUUGGUGUAAUAAUUCCAUUAAUCGAUCACGAAUUAAAAUUGACCGCCAUUUUCUGAGGGGAAAUGAUUCUGUAUUAAACACACUUUUGGAAAUAAACGUUUUCUCACAAAUAAAACACGCUUCGUGAUUUCUCCAAAGUUUAUUCAAUGUAUUUAUUUACCACAGCAGAUCGAUGUCUAAGUUUGGCAACAUUUUAACGAGCAUUAACAACGCAUCACUUCGCUCCACAACACUCCUCCAAACCACCAACAACAACCGAACACGGAACCACGCGGGUUUGGACCGAACUUUGUCA